Passer domesticus (house sparrow) is the source of this 11414-nucleotide messenger RNA. It is a transcript of the gene KCNV2, whose product is annotated as potassium voltage-gated channel modifier subfamily V member 2. The transcript has 7 exons. Gene Ontology annotation, cellular component: voltage-gated potassium channel complex; membrane. Gene Ontology annotation, molecular function: voltage-gated potassium channel activity. The record is from RefSeq and is a predicted model, not a curated record. Gene Ontology annotation, biological process: potassium ion transmembrane transport; protein homooligomerization. NCBI's taxonomy places the organism in Eukaryota, Metazoa, Chordata, Aves, Passeriformes, Passeridae. The coding region runs from base 8555 to 10270 and encodes 571 amino acids.
CCAGGUGACAUGUUUGUUCUUGAGACUAAUAGUCUGCACAGAGUAAUGGACAGAGUGGGUUUCCUAUCAGAGAAGCCCAGCUGAUCUCCCAAGUUAGGACUGACAGAGGCUAAAAUGACACAGCUACUGCUGCAAUAUUUUGAGAAGCAGCACUGGCAGACAUGCAAGAUGGAGACAGGUCAGAGCGUGGUCUGCCAGGUGAGUCUGAGGUCCUUGCAGUGUCAGGCAGUUACUCCCCAUAACUUCUGUAGUAUGAAGUGCUACUUGACUGUUGCUAAUCCUUCCCACUUCAAGGUAAGAAAAAAGUUGCUUAUGGUGGGAGGGAUGCAAUUUCAAGGCUUAAGACAUCAUUUGGAAGAAGCAAUAAUCUCUUGGUUAUGCUUUAGUGAUGACAUGUUAAAUCAUUCUCAAUCAAUUUUGUCUCUAAAAUAGUAACAAAAUUUCAUCAAGUCAGAACUUAGAUCAGUUCCUAGGCUUGCUUCUAAUGCCUGUUCUCAUUGCAGUUAGAGCUGAGGUCUGUUCUCUUAACGGUCUUCUUGUAUUUUGGACUCCUUUAUUAACAGAUAAGGACAGCUGCCAACUUGUGCAGAUUUUAAAAUAAGUUGUUUCUAGCAAGUUUACAGCUCUUCAGGGAGUUGAAGCUUCUAACCAGCUAUCUCUGGCAACUCUUGACUGCAGGCAUUUAAGAUAUCUGGAACUCACGUGGACUAAAUUGUCUUGCAAAGAUUAGGACGUAAGGAGGUCUCUAAACUUUCUGGCUGGCAAUACUGUAUCUAUUUUACCAGUACCUUUUUGGAUAAAGUGCCUUUCAUAGCUGUGUAAUAUGUGAGGUUCAUUAGUUAUGGGGUAGAAUUCAGCUUUUUUCAGUUAACUCCUAACUCUGGAUACUCUGAAGUAUUUGUGUUCAAAUGUGACAAAACAUAAUUCUUAGUCAGUUGGUUAAUUAUAAAUUCACAUGGCAGCUAAUUACAGGCAAAAUGCUCUGCCUUCCCAGUUUUUGUACAGAACAGCUCUACUUUCUUGAUGAAGUUCAUUGCUCUUACCAGUAUCACACCAAAUGGUAUAAGGAGAGACCAGUAAGACCAAUAAAGACAUUUCUUCCUGAGGUUAAUAUUUAUUUGAAGUAGCAACUCAAGUCUGUUUUGGGAACAUGAGGUUUACAGACACUCUGGAGUCUAGGAAUUUGUUUUUUUGACUUUACUCCAAUGUGCUGAACAAAGAAUAGUGCCUUGACAAACAAAAUUUAUUCCUAUACUCUAGAGGGGACUUAACACUUAACCAGAUAAAACUUAUAUGGCUUCAUAUAGCAGGAGGGAGGAGUGAGAAUAUAAGGCAGUAGCAGGAGAUGAUACAAGAUGGCUUGUACUUAUUUGCAAAUGCUGUUUGGUUUUUAGUCUCACUAGGUUUGUUCUUUCCUGCACCUCUUCAUUUUUGUGUUAUGAAAUCAUUGUUUACUUCCACAGCAGGCUUGGAGAGCGGUCAGAGAUUCCAUCUGUAAAAACAGAUCCAGCUUGCAUUGACAAAUACCUUCCUCUCUUUCUUAACAAUUUUUUCCCCUGCCAUCUGCAAAUGUUUGACUCUGUUUUACUCCUCGUCAUAUGAUUCCUUUGGCAUCUGGUGAAGGUGGUAUAGCCAUACUGAGCACUCCUACAGCAACACCCCGUGGCUGUGCUGGUGUCCACUGAAGGAAUUCUCAGUCAUCAUCCCAGUCUCAGCUCCUCUGCUGCAGUCUUGUAAUAUCCCAGAGCAAUGGGACAUUAAUAACCUCUUUGGUCAGAUUUCAUUGUUAAGUUGACUUUAUAUUCCUCUUGAAGAAUUUUCUGCUUACAGAUACAAAAAUAUGAGUGUAGUUGGUUAUUGAGGUAGUAUCAAGGUAAUGGUAUAGUUUCUUGCUUCCUGGAAAAAUAAAUAAGCCCUCUGGUUCUAAAUACUGCCUAUUUCUAUUCGGUGUCUGCUGGCCAGUGUGAGUGCAAAGCUAAAUUUGAAUAUGGCUUUUUCUUUCCCUUGGAAACAUGCAAAUUUCUCUUAAUGCAGGGGCAGAGGAAGUAUAUUAUCUGCCUCCUAUUUGAUCUGCCUUUGUUUUUAUAGGACUGUAAAUAUUUUACAUUAUUGCUCAGAGGGAAAUUAACAUAAAGGGAAUUGAUGCUGUGCAUGUGAUUUUCUUCCCCUUCUGCACCUUGUUCCUCUACAGCUAGCUACACUAUGCCUUUUCCAACCCUACUUGUAUUUGCCUACACUUUUAAUGGACAUACCUUUUUCCAACCAGAUCUUUCCUGAAACAGCAAACAUCCAUUUAUCUAUUUUUAUGUAAGUGCUGGAUCUUGCUAGACAAGAGAAGUACAAAAACAAAGACUUGGGCUAGAAGAAAUUGUGUGAGAGUCCUCAGAUAGAGGAAAAAAGCAUACAGCUACAGAAGCUCUCUUUGCCUCACAAUCUGGAUAUAAGUGGAGGUCUGCCAGUACUUUCUGUAGGUGUAGCACAGCAUGUCUGUGAAGAAAUGUGCUCAUGUUCCUUCUUUGAGCUGCCUCAUAACAGUGGUUGGUAUUGUCACCUACUGGAAGAAGGUGUUUGGAGAGGUCUGUCUGCUCUGUUGAAGCCAACUUAAUACUUUCCUUGCUUGCUGGUUUUUGUUUUUCCUCUUCUGAAAGAGCUUUGAAAUUUGCCCAUAUCAAUGAAAAAUUCUUCAGAGCAGGGGAGGGACAGACAGGCUGUGCAAUCAGUUAGGCUGCUCAAUAUCCAGGCUGUUAAACAUCUAAAAUAAAGUUUGCCUGUGGAAAGAAUGAUUGUCUUAAUUCUGCUUGCACAAUCCUGGUUGGGACACUUCCACACUGCUGUCAAGCAGUUGAAAAUGCUUCAUGUCAUACAGGACACUUCCCCCCACCACCCCAAAAAUCUAAACAGGUAAAUGAAGGCUAACUUCACUAACAUACUCUUUGCUAUGUAAUAAAUUGCUUGAAGAUAGGAAACACUAAGCAUUAAAUCACAACAAAUGACUGUGAAAAACACAUUUCAUAGACAUGGGUUUUUGCUUGGGUGAUGUCCUCUGUAGAAAAACUAGACAGUUUUAAGGUAUUUUUUUCCCUCCUUCCUGGUGAUCCUUUCCCAGAAUCAAACUUCAAAAUAUAUGGAAAUGUUUUAUCAUACUGUCAGUGCAUAUACUUGAAGCUGAUAGCUGGAUAGCAAUGUAAAAAGAUUAACUUAACAUUCAGAAUGCUUGUUUCUUUCCAGUGAAGGUAUUUUUGAAAGGCUGAUCAUUGAAUACAGUCAAUGCCACAACCAUCUAGAAACAGUGCUGCAUGUUCUAAUGUCCCUUUUGUGGAUGUGUGCAACUGAGAAGUGUGGUUUGGUUUAGUCAGCUUAUUCCUUUUUUGGACCCUUAAAUAUAUGGGCAGUCAUAUGUGCAUUUAAAUGAAGACUUUCUUGAAAGUUAGAUUAUAAUUCCAUAGUGUGUUGUGGCUUCUGUCUAAGUAACAAAUACUGUGAGUUUCUAACUUUUUGGCUGGUGCCUUUAAGUGGUAAAAAAAAAAAAAAUCAUCCCAUUAACUUUCUACAAAUAAUUAUCCUUAAUGAAGCCUCAGUACAAAAUUGAAGUUACAUGUACUGUAUUCAUACAGGAGCAACUUGAUCAUUCUGGUUUUACUAGAAGAAACACUGGUUACUCUUUAAUUAGACAGCAUUCAACUCACUGUCCCUCUCUCCCAACUUCUUUUUGGUGGAGGAAUAAGUGAAAAUCAUAUAUAGGGGCAAAGGGUGGAUGGUGUCUGUAGAAUUUAUGUAUUAGUUUUUGGUUGUGAUCCAUGCAUAUUAUCAUGUUCCCAGUGCCAGUUGAAACUUGGUGAUUUUGUAAUUGUAGCAUACCUAUAUCUGUCUCAGAAACAGAGUUUGAAGAGCUGCUUGGACAGAAGGGGGUAGAUGGUAGCAUAUAAAGAGCUAUUUCUUCAUAGCCCUUUGUCUUUCUGGCAGCCUCCACUGCUAGUUUAAUUUAUGUAAGUGAAUGCAGAGAAAGAAAAGUUGUAAAACUGCUUGCUUACAGAGAGCAUAAUUCAAAUGGUGUCAUGAGAAUUACAAUUUAGUAUUUGAUGUAGUGCAUCCAUCUGAGAGAAAAACUACUCAAAAAAGCCAUUUUUCACCAUCUUAGGUUUCAGAUGCAAAUACGCCCUGCCUGCUGACGACUAACGUUUUGUUAGCUGUCUUUGUAAUUUGAAUGUCACAGGCAAGCUGUGGAUGGCCCUAAUGACAUGAUAUUUUCUAAGGGUCCUUAGUUGACCAUCAAGAAUCUCUAUGAGAAGGCUGCUUAGUGCUCCCUGUAUGAGCAUGACAGACAUUACUUUCUCUAGGAAUUACCCCAAUGCUUUCUUUCAGUAUUCAGCAGUUAAAAGGAUCCACUCCAGAGUAAGCCCCUGCAAGUGGCUGUGACGUAUAGCUUUAAUAAUUAGACCUGACAUUCAUUUUGUUCUUCUCAUCUGACACUUCAGUAGCAGUUACUUAAUUUAACACUAAGUGGCAGGGGUUUUUUACAUAGUACUGUAGGGGCAACUGAGAAAAUGAAACUGCCUUUAACCCUCAGAGUAGAAGGAAGUUACACAGCCAGCCUGGUCAUUAGGAGCCUAACAGUCAUAUUAAUGAAUCAGUAAAGAAUUGAAAUAAACACAACUUGUGUAAAUGGGUUAUCUCCAGAGCCUGUUGUCCUGUAGGGAAGAAGUGAAGCUUCAUACUCUGCCUCAAGAGACAGGGCUGAGCCAGGGGUCUGCUGUGAGGAGCUCAACCCUCAUAAGAGAAUAUUCCAUUACCUCUGGUGUGCUUAGAUAUGUGGCAGCUUCCCCUUUGCUUGCACUUCCUCUUUCAGUUGUUUUUGAGAAGACUCUUGAUGCGGUUAAAUAAGAUCUUUAAUGUUAGCCAUAGUUCACAGGAAGGAAUCUGGCCCAAAUUCAUAACACUCAGAAGCAAUUGCAUGGGAAAAUCCAAGAACAAAAGCAAGAUAUGCAGAACCCCCACUCCUCAUAUUGCAAAAGGUAGGGCAACUGAAAUAGCAGAAAAAGUCUGAGGGGCCUCCAUUUGGCCUGCAGCAACAUCCCCAGGUGCUCCUUGAAGGAGGAGUUCCUGCCAGUGCGUCUCGGUCUUAUGGAAAGACGCUUCUGAGGGCAGCAUGCAUCUGUUGAAACAAAGGAUCAAGGACUGAUAAUCAGCAGAAGGACAUCCUCUGUUAUUUAAGAUUUUCCAAAAUUAUUAUUAAAAGUGGAACAAUACUUUGAAGACAAGAGCAUAAAAUAAGUUUAAGUCAAAGGAGAAGUUGCCAUAUUAAGUCUUCUUGCAGAGAAUUGCUCUCAGCACAAGCUAUUAAUUUAUGAGCUGCAUUAAAUACCAUUCUCAAGUUUUACUAUAAAUGAAAGUCCAGAAGACCAGCUAGGUACAGAUGAGCUCUUAAAAUGAUGAGGAUUAAAAGGGCCAUUACCAGGGAGUAGCAGAGUAUAUAUGUGUUACCAAUGAUUUAAUUUUGUGUCUUUGUAUUUGUUACAAAUGGGAAGGAAAUCAAAUCAAUGUCUUUUUCAUCCUGGCAAAUUUGUAGCUUGAUUUGCUAGGAACUUACUAUUUGCUUUUAGAAGCGGUAUACAGAGAAAUGUACUGAAAAAGAGCCCAGUUUACUGGAAAGGGGAAAUAAAACUCGGAGAAAUUCUCAGCCUGGCACAGAAGAAAAUGCCUUGCUCAGCAAUUUAUCUUAAGCACACAAGCUGACACAGUUAGCUAGGAAGAGGAAGUGUCACAGGAUUCCUUGGCACUCCAGAGUUUCUGUAUGCUGGUCCAUUAUGUUUGAUUGUUUAAGCUUCAUAGACCUUAGAAGUAUAGACAACAUAGUCCUGUGCUUUGUAAGGAGUCACAGCUGCCUUCAGAUUAGGUAUGUAUGAAAGGCUAUUAAAUAGCUCAUGGGCUAAGUAAGUGGAAAGUGUGUUGCACUCAUUGUGCUAUUUAUUUCCUGUUUCAUCUAAGGCAAAUCUCUUCUAUGCCUCAGCUUUCCCACUUGCACCAAGUCAUGGGGCUAUUGCAAAUAUAAACCAGAGCUUGUAAAGCUCUAGCGGAAUGAUGGGUGCAUGUGCAUAGCAGUACUCAUAUGCAGAAGCACACUUGUAUAAGCAGAUUUCAUUUAAAGAUGUCCAAUGCCAUGAUUUAACCAAAUUUUAGCAAAGACCUGAGGUGAGUUCUUCUGGUGUUCUGCCUCUGUGUAUUUCUGGUAGGCAGUGUAGGUGAUUGUCCUGGUUUGGCCAAGGACGGGGUAAUCUUUGGCAAUAGCUAAGAGGGGGAGUGGCCAGACCCUAAAGUUAUAUACCAUAUCACCUCAGAUCACUGCCACGGGCAGGUUAAGGGACUCUUUCUUCCAAGAAGAGUGAGAUUUCAGGAUGGGAGAAAGCAUGUGGGGAAGAGCUGGUUGGGAUUCCUCGUGGGCUUUCCAUGUAAAUGAUUUCUAUGUCUUACAUAUUUUGUUAUUAAUAUUGUUGUAGUUACUGUUCAUUUUCUUAUCUCAUUGCUAUUUCCAGUAAAUUGUUCUUACCUCAACCUGAUUUUAACCUUUUGUCCCUCUGAUUCUCCUCUCCAUCCUGCUGGAGUGGGAAGCAGAAGGGGAAGGGGGGGAGUGAAUGGCAAUUUGGUUUGAGAGAGUCUCGGUGAGGGCAUUGAACUGGCGAGUACCAUUCCUAAACCACAGAUGUGUACCAUAAGGAUGUUUACUUCUCUGUUAGUUGUAAGAUUUUGCGUUAAACAUGCUGUUCUAAAUGAGAGAAAGAACAAGAAAUUACAUAUAUAUGAAGUUUUAUCCAACCACAUAAAUUUCUUCAUAUAUAUGUUCAUUCUGCUAGACUUACUGCAUUAGUAGGAUGCAUGUUAGAAAGAAAUAGAAAGAGUAAGCAUAGAAUAUUAUGUCAUUAACUGGAUUUCAAAUAGCCUUGGAAGUAAUUUUGUACAGCCUACUGCUCAGAGCAGGGCUCCUUUCAAAGCUAAAUCCAGCUGCUUGGCUGGGCAAGUUUUGAGUUUGCAACUUAGAUCAGACUUUAUUACUCAGUUUUGAUUAACAUAUCUUUAUGAUGCUAGUUUCUUUUAGCAAUGAGUUGACAAGGCUUUCUGGUACAAAGACACAAAACAAGGUGUUGGUCUUUGAAAAGAGAAAUGGAGUCAAAUGCAUAUGUCAGCCAUCAGGGUCUGCAAUACCCAUGACAGACUCAGAAAAGGUGACGUAACUGAUGAGCUGUGACUACUGGUUAUCAUGGGAUCACAACAAUUUCACUCCCACGAAAGGAAAGUGCAAGGAAAAGAAUACCCUCUUUAAACACCCUCUUUAUCAUUCUAUGGAAUCUGCGAGCAAUUUGGGCAGUCCACCAGUGAUCCAGAAAUCCGAUAAGAGAAUGCAUGUCAUGCUACUUAGUGUGCCAGGAAGGGCUGUUUGGUGCUGUUCCACACCUUCAUCUGUGGCUUCCGUUUUGGCCGGCACCAGUUGCCUGUGUCUGUAGAGCUGCUAAUGUUUAUGAAUGAAACACCACAUACUGUAAGCAAGGCCCAGUGGAAAGCCCAGCAAUAUGAAAUACAGAAAGUAAUGGUUUAUUCUUCUCCUGCUUGUUUCCAGGAAUUGCUGAUGCCAGCUCAAACAGAGCUGAAGAUGAAACCUCCCUCCAAACACAGAGAAAGCAUCUCUCCUGUCCUGCUAGUUACUGACUGCAGCUUUAUACUACACUAACACCAUCUGCAAGAGAAACAAGAGUGACUUUAUGCUGUUUCUCAGCAGCUUUGAAGAGUUUGAAACUGGAAACUCCUUCAUACCCCUGCCCUUUGCUUCCACUGAGCCCAGCAGAACAUUUGAUCUGCACUCCCAGAGUACAUUCAAAGCUUCAGGCACAGACUGAAAUAUUCCGCAGCUCUUAACCAAAUGGAGGUAUUCUAACUGUGAAUAAAAUGAAAUUACUUUUAUUUGCUCACCUUUUGAAAAUAUUUUAAGAGAUACACCAGUGAGUUCCUGCUCUUUAUCUGCAUAUCAAUUAUUCAUUAUUUUCAUUAAAGAAAACCAAGCCCAGGAGGAUGAAAGAAAUCUGUAGUACUCUCUUUCUCUCUGCCCCUCAUACAUUUUUAUUUCAGAUUACUUUUAAUCCAUAUAUAUUUGUAAUAGGAAAAUGUGGGGGUUUCACUAGCAAUAAAACUUUAAGGGAUUUUCCCCCUUACUGAUUUUUCAUAGAUUUAUGGAUCCAUAAUCAUUCACGUCACAGUCUAAGGGAAACGAGGUUUGAACAGGAUAAUAGCGCUUAAAUCCCCUCCUCUAAGCACUCAGAUCUUUGCUGUCAGCAAGAUUAAAACGGUCAACAGCAGUCUUCAUGUGUCUAUAUCCCACACUGAGCUUUCACAACAACUGGAGUGGUGGCUGGCAGGGAGAAAUAUGCAGAACCACUGCUGUGCAUAAUACUUCUGAGAUAAAGAGAGAAGAAAACCAGGUUGCCAGCUUUUGCAGUGUUGAGAAGGACUGGUGUUAACUGCUUGAUCGGGUGAAUGCAAAGAGGGGAGAAGAGUAAGGAGUAAUAUUAUGCUGCAAUUUAACAGUCAGCAAGAGUUUCUUUUCCUAAAGCAUAAAGGCAGAGAGAUGGAAACAGCAAACAUCCUCCUGCAGCCCAGCAAGGGGAAGGAGAAGGAAGUCAUUCAUGUAGACACGCAGAGUGGUUCCUCUGCCACCGCUCCCUUGAACACCCAGCCCCUACUGCAACCAGGACCUGAGGGGAAUUACAACUAUUAUGUGGAUGAUGAAGAUGAGGAAGAUGAAGAGAAAGAACAAGGAAAAUGGCAACAUGAAGAUGAAUUUAAGGGAGAAAGCAAGGCCUCAUCAUUUAUUCCUUGUUCUCCUGCUCUUUCCUCUAGAUCCCCGGCCACAUCAUCUGCUCCAUCCAUACUGAACAUCAAUGUUGGUGGCCAAAGUUACCGCCUCACCUACCAGGCAGUGGCCAUCUACCCCAAGACCCGCCUGGGCCGCCUGGCUACCUCCACUGACCGCCGUUGCCAGCUGGGCCUGUGCGAUGACUACGCUGCCCAGGUUGAUGAGUAUUUCUUUGACCGGGACCCAGCCGUCUUCCAGCUGGUGUACAAUUUCUAUGCCUCGGGAGUGCUGCGGGUGAGGGACGAGCUGUGCCCCCGUAGCUUCCUGGAGGAGCUGAGCUACUGGGGCGUGCGUCUCAAAUACACACCCCGCUGCUGCCGCAUCUGCUUCGAGGAGCGCCGGGACGAGCUAAGUGAGCAGCUGAAGGUCCAGCGGGAGCUGCGCUCCCAGGCAGAGGCUGAGGAGAAUGAGCAGCUUUUCCACCACAUGCGCUACUAUGGCCCCCAGCGCUGGCGCCUCUGGAACCUCAUGGAGAAGCCCUUCUCCUCUGUCACCGCCAAAGUGAUGGCAGUGGCCUCCAGCUUCUUUGUGCUCAUCUCCGUGGUGGCUCUGGCACUCAACACAGUAGAGGAGAUGCAGCAGGUAGAUUGGAAGAGUGGGGAUAGUCGGCCUGUCUUGGAGCAUGUGGAGACCUUGUGCAUUGCAUUCUUCACACUGGAGUACCUGCUGCGCUUGGUCUCUACCCCAGACCUGCGCCGCUUUGCCAGCAGUGCCCUCAAUGCAGUAGACCUCAUUGCCAUCCUGCCCCUCUAUCUGCAGCUACUGCUUGAAUGCUUUACUGAUGAUGACCAGCCCCGGGGUCGGGGCUCCCAACACGAGCACGAUAUUGAGAAGGUGGGACGGGUGAGCAAGGUAGGACAAGUGCUUCGCAUCAUGCGCCUCAUGCGCAUCUUCCGCAUCCUCAAGCUGGCCCGCCACUCCACAGGGCUGCGUGCCUUCGGCUUUACCUUGCGCCAGUGCUACCAGCAGGUGGGCUGCCUUUUGCUCUUCAUUGCUAUGGGCAUCUUUGCCUUCUCUGCCAUGGUCUACACAGUGGAGCACGAUGUCUCCAGUACCAACUUCACCAGCAUUCCCCAUGCUUGGUGGUGGGCUGCCGUCAGCAUCUCUACAGUGGGAUAUGGAGAUAUGUGUCCAGAAACUCACCUUGGACGCCUGUUUGCUUUCCUCUGCAUCGCUUUUGGAAUAAUCCUGAAUGGCAUGCCCAUCUCCAUCCUCUACAAUAAAUUCUCAGACUAUUACAGCAAGCUGAAGGCCUACGAGUAUACAGCUCUCAAGAAAGAAAGAGGGAAGGUUGACUUCACACGGAGAGCCAUGAGGAAAAUAUCUGAGUGCUGUGGAGAAGGUGCAUCCCACCCUUUGCCACAGCAAUGAUAGUUUGGGCUUUGGAUAUUGGGAGGCCACCAAGAAGCUGGAGGAGAAAGAGGAAAAACAAAUCAGCCAAAAAAUAAAUUAAAAGGGCCAAAAGUAACAAAAGUAGGUGGUGAAAUCUGUUUUGAAGGGGGUUGUUAGUUUUCAAAACUAAAAUGGUUCAGAUUAAAACAGAUUUUUUUUGAACUCUGAUAGCCUGUGAGCAGCACGAGUGCUCAUCAACUUUCUGAAAUUAAUUCCUUCAAAUUUAACAUUCAGAAUAAGCCUCACAUUAAGAUCUAAGCCCCUGCUACUGAUUAGAUUGACAAUAAAGACCCACCAUAUUUGUACAAACAGAAAACAAAUUACUGUCACUAAGGGUCUCCCACCUUAUCUCUGUCAAGGCAGUGUCAAAAAUUAAACUAAUAGAAUACUUAAUAUACUGACUGCAUCACUUACAGUGGUUUUGCAUCAGCUUUCAAUUAGAGGAAAAUGGCCUAGAGCACUUACCUAAAUAUUAGAAGCAGCUAUAAUCCCUAAAAUGUCAGCCUCUGUUUCCAUUGCCAGAUAGCUAUUCUUCAUUGUUCUAAUUUUAUUUUUCCAAAGCAGCCCUGCAAAUGAGCCCUCCUAUUUUCAUGCCUAGUCAAGCAAUGCACUGCUUUAGGAUUUUCCUCCAUAAUCAUCUUUCAGUAUAACAAGAACUAGUGAAGAAUUCUGGAGUCCGAGUUGAUAAAUCUCAUUGAUCAAAUUUCCAAACCCAAUCCUUUUUAGGUACAGGAUUAAGUGGUAAUUUAUUCUGCAGUAUAUAAUGUAUCUACUUAUUGGAUUGUUAGAAUAAUAGACCUGUCAAGGAACAUAAGUAUUAAAGAAGUAAUUAUAAAAUAAUCAAAGGAAAUAUGUGAGUAGCAACUCUUAAAGACUAUUCAUACAAAGGAUCUUAUCAGCACUUCACUGUAACCAAUUUUAAAUAUUAUUUAAAAUCAAGAUGAUUUGUCUGGUACAUACAGCCAUUAGGGACAUAAUCCUGACAUUUUAGCUCAUCCCCAGGAGUAGUUUAUGUUCUAAGAUUACUGUGUCUUUUUGCACAGCUGAAUGGGAUUUCUCCUGUGUCUAAACUCAUCCCAAAACUUAAAUAACAAAUAAAACCAACAAUAAUCAGACGGAAUUG